CGAUUAGUGUAAUAAAAAUGGGGUUAGAGAGAAAAGUGUACGGUUUGGUUAUGGUAUCUUUGGUACUUAUGGCUAUUGCAACGAUGUAUUGUGUCCAAGCUACGAUCGAGGAAGAAGCGGCUAAGGAUGAAUCAUGGACUGAUUGGGCCAAGGAAAAGAUCGGUCUCAAGCACGAAGACAACAUCCAACCCACUCACACCACCACAACCGUACAAGACGACGCUUGGAGAGCGAGUGAAAAAGCCGAGGACGCAAAAGAGGCGGCUAAACGCAAAGCAGAGGAAGCGGUUGGAGCCGCAAAGGAGAAAGUGGGAUCGGCUUACGAGACAGCUAAAUCGAAAGCUGGCGAGGGUUUGGGUUCCGUGAAAGACAAGGCCUCUCAGGGUUACGACUCGGCUGGUCAAGUUAAGGAUGACGUGUCUCACAAGUCAAAGCAAGUUAAAGAUAGCUUGUCGGGAGAUGAAAACGAUGAGUCUUGGACUGAUUGGGCCAAAGAGAAAAUCGGAAUCAAGAAUGAAGACAUCAAUAGUCCUAACUUGGGAGAGACGGUGUCGGAGAAGGCUAAAGACGCUAAGGACGCGGCUAAACGCAAAGCAGGAGAUGCUAAGGAGAAGUUGGAGGAAACGGUUGAGGCGGCGAAAGAGAAGGCGAGCGAUAUGACGAGUGCAGCUAAGGAGAAGGCGGAGAAGUUGAAGGAGGAAGCAGAGAGGGAGAGUAAGAGUGCGAAGGAGAAAAGUAAGGAAAGCUACGAGACUGCGAAAUCUAAAGCCGAUGAGACUUUGGAGUCUGCAAAAGAUACGGCGUCGCAGAGUUACGACUCAGCUGCGCGUAAAUCGGAGGAAGCUAAAGAUACCGUGUCACACAAGUCAAAACGUGUUAAAGAGAGCUUGACCGACGAUGAUGCUGAGCUCUAAGAAGUUGGUAGAAAAUCAUCGAUGUCUUGAACAGUGUUAAGAUGUUGAUCUGGCUGUUUCUUGUUACAGAUGUUUAAUUAUGUAUCAUGUUUUAAUCUUUUCAUGUUUUAAUCUUUUUGUUUUGUUGUGUAUGUGUUGAUCUUUUGGGAUAUACACCUUACGUUCUGAAUUAAAGAGGCUAGAUGCAA
Molecule: messenger RNA, 1102 nt
Organism: Arabidopsis arenosa
Lineage: Eukaryota; Viridiplantae; Streptophyta; Magnoliopsida; Brassicales; Brassicaceae
Source: the annotation of a GenBank genome assembly